This is a messenger RNA of Gryllus bimaculatus (two-spotted cricket), 1452 nucleotides long. NCBI's taxonomy places the organism in Eukaryota, Metazoa, Arthropoda, Insecta, Orthoptera, Gryllidae. The record is from the annotation of a GenBank genome assembly.
AUGGCUGAUCAUAGCACCAGCGCCCGCACAAUGCCAAACUGUGCGGACAUGAGCUUCGCCCGCAAAAACGAUUUAGUUGCCAACACGUCCGCUUCCACCCACGGCGAACGUCCCUACAAGUCGUUCGUUCUGCGCGAAGAGAUCCGCGCGGAGCGGGGAUUUGGCCGAUCCUCACGUCGCAUCCCCACGGCGGAUACGAGCGUCCUCUCGAAUGAAGGAGACGGGCCCUGCGCCUCAGAGGCAGGGGAGGAGGAAGAUGAAGAGGAAGGUCCUAGAAUAGCAGCAGAAACAGAAGAAGAUGUAGGAGAAAAGCUUGCGGCUGAAGCACAACACAAAAAUAAGCAAAAGAAGAGAAAACAAUAUGUCUUUGACAAUAACCUGAGAUUGAAAAUCGCAAAGAAUAAUUUGGAAAUGGUAAAGGAAAGGAUAAUUAUGGCAGAAAAGGAGUACGCAGCAAAGAUGGCCAUUUUGAAGCUCCAAAAAGAGAUUGCGCAGAAUAAAUUAUUUGCUGCAGAAGCUAAUUUGACAAUGGAUCCUUUGGCAGAGUGCCUUGACAAUUUCCUCGGAGAAAGCUUAUGGUCUGUUGACGGGGAGUCGGGUGCCGAGGAUUCGGAGAGCGGAGCGAGCAACCCCGUCGGCCAAGAGAAGAGCGCUCCGAGUGAAGAGCGGAGCCACGAGUGCUCCGUGUGCCGCAAGCGCUUCAAGCAGAAGUGCCACCUGACCAGCCACGUGAAGCUGCACAGCGGCGAGCGCCCGCACCAGUGUUCGGUGUGCGAGAAGCGCUUCGCGCAGAAGGGUGUGCUGCUGAUGCACUUGCGGGUGCACAGCGGAGAGCGGCCGUACGAGUGCUCCUUCUGCCGCAAGACGUUCGCGCGCAAGUGCAACUUGGUGGACCACGAGCGCAUCCACGGCAGCGGCCGGCCGCACGAGUGCCCGGUGUGCAGCAAGAUCUUCUCGCUGCGCAGCUACCUGCGCAGCCACAUGCUGACGCACCGGCCCGAGCGGCCGCACGAGUGCUCGGCGUGCGGCGCGCGCUUCGCCCUGAAGAGCGCGCUCGCCACGCACCUGCGCACGCACAGCGGCGAGCGGCCCUUCGUGUGCGCCGUGUGCGACAAGGCCUUCGCGCAGGCCAGCACGCUCAGCGGCCACAUGGCCGUGCACAGCGGCAGGCGGCCGCACGAGUGCGCCGUGUGCAGCAAGGCGUUCGCGCGCAAGACGGUGCUGGCGGCGCACCUGCGCGUGCACAGCGGCGAGCGGCCGUACGAGUGCGCCGAGUGCCGCAAGAAGUUCUCGCAUAAGAGCAACUUUCGCAAGCACGUGCGCACGCACAACCGCCCGCGCUCGCACCACUGCCACGUCUGCCGCAAGACGUACGCGCGCAACAGUAACUUGGUCAAGCACAUGCAGACGCACGGCGCGAAGUCGACCGAUGAAUGCGCCGCCCCCGUCUGA